AUGGCUUUUGGUCUUGGUCGCUCCAGUAACCGUCGCACCCGUGGCGCCACUCUCACCACCCCGAAGACGACCACCACGACGCGCACGCGCCGCCAUCAUGGCUUCCAUCUGCGCAAGGAUCCCGACCGUGUCGCGGGCGGCUACAAGGCUGCCCUAGCCAACCCCAACACAACCCAUCAGGGACGCAAGCACGCCAAGUGGGAGCUACGCAGGAUGGGUCGCGGAAACGAGGCUCAUGUUCCUCUCAUGACCAAGAUCAAGCGUACGCUUGGAAUCCGCAGCACUCCUCGCGCAAGCAGGCGGACGCACACGGUAUCCAGUACCAGCAGGAUGCGCCGCACUCGUCGUGCUCGCUAUUAG
Molecule: messenger RNA, 360 nt
Organism: Peniophora sp. CBMAI 1063
Lineage: Eukaryota; Fungi; Basidiomycota; Agaricomycetes; Russulales; Peniophoraceae
Source: the annotation of a GenBank genome assembly